UUUGAAAACAUGGACCCCAACAAAGUGGAUGAAGAAUCUGGCGAUAUGAGUGGUGAUGGAGAAAUGGCAUCUGUCAUGGGAUUCUCUGGGUUUGGUAAGAAGGCCCGCACAUUUGACCUGGAUGCCAUUUUUGAACAGACACGCCGCACAGCCAUCGAGAGGACUCAGCGUGUAUUGGAGGAGCGGCAGAAGGUUGAACAGAUGGAGGAGGAAGGGGAAAGCUCCAAAUCAGUAAAGCCAUUAGUCAAAACCCAGAGAGACAAACCUGCAGCGGCUGCUUCCAGGAGAAAACAGGAGAGUGACAGCAGCAGUGACAGUGGGUCUGACUCGGACUCAGACUCGGAGCUUAUCGGUCCCCCGCUGCCUCCCCAAUACACAUCCGAGAAAGAUGGUGAUGAACGUUCCCGAGUUCCUCAUCCAUCAGGCAGCGUGGCUCAGAGUGAAGAUGAUGAUGAUGAUGAUGAUGAAGAGGACGCACAAGAUGACGAUGAUAAUCCAGUGAAGAAGAUUCCAGACACUCAUGAGAUCACUCUGCAGCACGGCACCAGGACGGUAUCGGCUCUUGCCUUAGACCCCUCUGGAGCCCGUCUGGUGACCGGUGGCUACGACUACGAUGUGCGUUUCUGGGAUUUCGCUGGGAUGGACCAGUCUCUGCAGGCCUUCAGAUCCCUCCAGCCGUGCGAGUGCCAUCAGAUCAAGUCCCUGCAGUACAGCAACACGGGUGAUGUCAUCCUGGUGGUCUCUGGCAACGCACAGGCCAAGGUGUUGGACCGUGAUGGCUUCAAUGUCAUGGAGUGUGUGAAGGGAGACCAGUACAUUGUGGACAUGGCCAAAACCAAGGGCCACACAGCCAUGUUGAAUAGUGGCUGUUGGCAUCCAAAGAUUAAAGAAGAGUUCAUGACCUGCUCCAAUGAUGGCACUGUGCGCACAUGGGAUGUGAGCUCGGAGAAGAAGCACAAGUCUGUGUUCAAGCCGCGUUCCUUCCAGGGGAAGAAGGUCAUCCCGACGAGCUGCACCUACAGCCGUGACGGGAAGCUCAUCGCAGCCGGCUGCCAGGACGGCACCAUCCAGAUCUGGGACAGAAACCUCAGCGUCCAUACAAAGUUUCACUGUCGACAAGCACACAUUCCAGGAUCCGACACCUCCUGCAUCGCCUUUUCCUACGACGGCGUGACCCUCGCUUCACGUGGAGGCGAUGACACUCUGAAGUUGUGGGAUAUACGGAACUUCAAGAAGCCUGUGAAUGUAGCCACGGGUCUGACCAACUACUUUACAAUGACCGACUGCUGUUUCAGCCCCGAUGAUAAGCUUCUUGUAACGGGGACCUCGGUGAAGAAAGACGAGGGAAAUGGGAAGUUGGUUUUCUUUGACCGGGCUUCCUUUCAGAAGGUCUAUGAAAUAGAAGUCACCAAAACAAGCGUCGUCCGCUGCCUGUGGCACCCCAAACUCAACCAGAUAAUGGUAGGAACUUCCAGUGGGCUGGCCAAGGUCUACUAUGACCCUGUGAAAAGCCACAGGGGGGCUAAGCUGUGUGUCGUGAAGAGCCAGCACAAAGAGAGACAAGCAGAGACCCUCACACAGGAUUACAUCAUCACACCUCAUGCCUUACCCAUGUUCAGAGAGGCCCGGCAGCGGAGUACACGGAAACAGCUGGAGAAGGACCGACUGGACCCAAAGAAAUCCCACAAACCUGAGCCUCCUGUGUCCGGACCAGGUCGUGGAGGAAGAGUAGCAGCUCAUGGAGGAACCCUUUCUUCGUUCAUUGUGAAGAACAUUGCUUUGGAUAAAACAGACGAUAGUAACCCGCGACAGGCGAUCCUCCGUCACGCCAAGGAAGCUUCGGAUAACCCUUACUGGGUUGCCCCGGCAUACACACACACACAGCCAGAGCCCCUGUUUGCAGAGGAAUCAGAGGAGGAUGAGGAAGCCGAGAAGGAACCUGCUUGGAAGAAACGCAAGAUCUGAGGAGCCAUAACAGCAGCUCAUUUUAUAUUAGAUAGCAGACAGGGUGGGCCUGUGUUUGUAAAUUUAUCACAGUAACCAUGAGGUCUCAGGAUCCCUCCCAAAGCUACGAGUUACUCUCAGAAAAUAUGCAUUGGAGCAUCACUUAAGUUACUAAAUUGCACAGUCCCUGACUUCCCAUCGUAAAGUUUGCAUAUAUGUAUUCAUGUGCGUUCUUCUGUGUUAAGAGGUAGCGCAUAAAAAUGCAGGCAUUUGCAAGUAUAACUUAGUUUUUUUUUAUGUUCCCCUCAUUGCAUUUCAACCUUUGGUAGAACUUGGCUUUUAAUGUCUUUUUUUAUUUUAUUGACUUUAUUUUAAUCAUUUCUAUUGUCCUUUAUUUCCACAUCCCCGGAGUUUUCUAAUGCCUCAUGAAUCAUCUCCAGAUUUUGUGGUCUGGUUGUGUUCAUCAAAACUAUGAAGCGCAGUUUACUAGUUUGUAACAAAAUGAAUUGCUUGGAAAUACACAAUCUUGCAGCCAA
Eleginops maclovinus (Patagonian blennie) is the source of this 2480-nucleotide messenger RNA. RefSeq names its product WD repeat-containing protein 70. The transcript has 18 exons. Bases 10 to 1965 code for a protein of 651 amino acids. The record is from RefSeq and is a predicted model, not a curated record. Gene Ontology annotation, molecular function: protein binding. NCBI's taxonomy places the organism in Eukaryota, Metazoa, Chordata, Actinopteri, Perciformes, Eleginopidae. Gene Ontology annotation, cellular component: site of double-strand break; nucleus.